AAAAUUAAAUAAAUAAUAAUAAAAAAUAAUAGAAAAGAAAACAGGUGGGUCCCAACCCUGAUCUCCCAACUUCGAUCGUACAAGAAAGCGGUGGUUCAAGAAGGGGACUCUCAGAUUUCCACGUUUUUACGCUUACACACGUUUCUCCUUCUCCUAAUCUCUUUGCCUAACUAAAUCGAUCAUUAUUUUCCAUUUCCACAAAAUCGAAGAUGGAGAUGUUGGAGAAGAUGUCAGAAACGGUGGCGACGGUAACUGCAGUUGUUGACGACAGUCUUGCGUCGGAAAGCGGGAUUCAGUCUGCUUUUCGCUGGGGCGCUUCCUUCUCUGUCUUGUUUCUGUUAAUCCUAAACCUGUUAGGGAGAAGAUCAAGGCUGCAAGCAUCACUUCUGGCCCUAUUUCUUACAACUAGUCUCCCGGCACCAAUUUUCCAGAUAUUACGAGGCCAGUUUGGAUGUUGGGUUGCUAGUAUUGCUAUUGCCGGAAAUUAUUGCUUCCCCAGUUUAGUUCCAGCUUCUGUCUCUCGUUUUCUUCUCUUUGUCGUGAUGCCGGACUGGCUGGCUUAUGAACUACGUGAGGGUAUCUCUGGUGGCGUGUUCUGUUUGUUGAUUUGUAUUCUAAUUCUAGUUUUGGAGAUACAUGCAAAUGGAGGAUGCGGCAGUUGUUUUUGUAAUUUGCACUGCUGUGCAUAUUGGCUCAGUAUGGUUCUUCUCUUUUUCUUUACUAUACUUUACCUAUGUUUAGGAGCUUUUUAGUGGCUUAAUUCUUCCGCCCGAUGAAUUUUCUUGCAAUGAUGAUAUAUGCUGAUUAAUAUAUAUUUCUCAGAACUGUCCUUUGCUUUGUAAAGUUUGUUAUAGAUACUAGAUACCACCAAAUUAUUUGUACAGAUCACUUCAUAAAAGUAGGAAACUAUCGAAGCAUGGGUUUUCAUUCCAGCCUUGGUUAUACUGUUGUGGGCUGAGUCUGUGUUUGUCAUGUACUAUAGAGUUAUUCAAAUUGGAUCCCAUUUAUUCGGAUGUGAGCAUAACCCGAACUGACUACGAUAUUACAUGUUAGUUACUUCGAAACAGAUUGAAUUCUUCAAGGGCGCUUACCGACUCGCUGAGAAUCUCCAUUGUAGAACCUUGAUUGAUUUUUUUUAGAACUCUUGUUUUUCAACAAUAAAUAACACAUAUUAGGGCUAGGGACAUAGCCUACAUUGGGUGAACCUCAUUAACUCUUUCGUUGAUUUUACAUUUCUUAGCAUUUAAUUCCUCACUCUCUCAUUAACCCAAUCUACAGCACUUGCGGAAUUCUAGAUCGAUUGUUUUGCCUUGAAUUCUCAUUCACAUCAAAGACAAAUAGUUUUGUGCAACUGUUUUAGUGUUUACCCAUGACUAAAUAAUUUUUUUUCAAGGAACAGAAAAGAUUGAGCUGGGUUUUAAAACAUAAUUUUAGAGUUCGCAUCUCAAAAGGUUUUUCUUUACAUAAAAAAUAUGUUCCAUUUAAAAUUGGAAAUACAAAGCAGAAAUUUAGAGGUGUUUAAAAGAGAUUGAACUUUCUGAUAUUUAUUCAAUCUUGUAGUCGAAUUAGACUUUGAUUUGAUUUUGAAAUGGAUUUACAAUAAUGUAAAAAUCAAAAGGACACAAUAUUAAUUUUGAACUGAUUUAAAGCACAGUACAAAGUAGAACUGAAUCGAUGAUUCGAAUGAAUACCUCUGGUAGAAUUAGAUAGGAACACCUAUAUGGGAAUUAGAUUGCUAAGUUGGUUGUUUGGACAUUCAACUUGCUGAACAGGGAGUUCUCAUGUUGAUUCCGAAAUCCUGAUUGGACCAUCUUUUUGUUAUUCUGAUAUUGAAAUGCUGACUCAAAUGUAUGUGCAAUUUUUUUUUUUUUUUUUUUUUUUUUUUUGAGAUAAGCUUUGGUCAAGUUAUAAAAUCAUUUUGGACUGUUAGCACUUAGCAAAAU
Molecule: messenger RNA, 1943 nt
Organism: Amaranthus tricolor (Joseph's coat)
Lineage: Eukaryota; Viridiplantae; Streptophyta; Magnoliopsida; Caryophyllales; Amaranthaceae
Product: cold-regulated 413 plasma membrane protein 3-like
Exons: 4
Coding region: 210-752 (180 amino acids)
Cellular component (GO): membrane
Source: RefSeq, a predicted model, not a curated record